GUGGCAUCAUGCACUUCACGCAAAAUGACUGCAUUGGGUUCUUCACGUUACAUGGAACGCCAAAUUUCCUUUUUGGCAAUUUUAAGCAACAUUCCAUCUCAAAAUCCUGAUUUCUUUAACUGGAACAAAGUCAGGGUACGAUAUUGUGAUGGUGCAUCUUAUUCUGGAAAUGUUAAAAGUGACAUUCAGAAUGGAACAAAGCUAUUCUUUAGAGGGCAGCGUAUUUGGGAAGCAAUCAUGGAUGAACUCUUAAUGAAAGGACUUGCAAAUGCUAAACAGGCCUUUCUUACAGGGUGCUCUGCUGGUGGUCUAGCUACUCUCAUACAUUGUGAAGAUUUUCGCGCACUUCUGCCUGAGGAGGUCACUGUUAAAUGUCUUGCAGAUGCCGGCUUUUUUCUUGAUGAGAUGGAUAUUUCUAGGAGAAGGUUCAUCCGGUCUUUCUAUGAUGAUGUUGUCCGUCUUCAGGAUGUAGGAAAGAAAUUCAGGAUUGCCUCUCAAGGAUGGAACCAUCUCAGGCAGCGUUUCUUUGCACGUGAGAUUAUUAAGAACAUAAACACCCCACUCUUUAUUCUCAACCCAGCUUAUGACGUUUGGCAGAUACAGCACAUUUUGGCACCAGAGUCAUCUGAUAAUCAACAAUCAUGGCUAAGAUGUAAGCUGAACAUUCACAAUUGUGAUUCCAACCAGAUUGAAUCCCUUCAAGGAUUCAGGACUGCCCUGCUUAAUGGCUUGAGUGAUUUUCAGCAUAACAAGAAUGGGGGCAUAUUUAUAAAUUCUUGCUUUGUACACUGUCAGACAAUGAACGGUAUCACAUGGCGCUCUCCAAAUUCCCCAAAAAUUAACAAUAAGACAAUUGCAGAAGCAGUGGGAGACUGGUACUUUAAUAGAAGGGAAGUGAAGGAAAUUGAUUGUGCAUAUCCGUGCAAUCCCACAUGUAUCAAUUUGAAUCUUAUGCAUCCUUUCAAGAUGUAAGUUUGGGGGUCAAGCUGGAUAAUGUUUUCCUAAAAUGUCUUCCACUGGCUCCUCCAUCUAGUUGUUUGAUUUCGCCGAGGGAUGGCAGGGCAUGAUGUGCCAUUAAAUUACCUUUUUUUCUUAUGCAUUUCAUGGGGCUCGGAGUCAUCCCCCAUAGUUCAUGGAUAGGCUGUGUUAUGCCAUGUAUGCUACUGAUAAAGGCUAUGUGUUAUUGUUCUUUCUUGUUUAAUAAAUUGUGUGGGCCUUGGCGUCUACUGGAGUGACAUUUGGUGAGUGCUUGAGGAGAAAUUGGUGUAUAUGAUGGAUGCUAAACUCUGCUCAUCAUUUUGGAAUUCUCAGAAAGCCUUUGUAA
Molecule: messenger RNA, 1324 nt
Organism: Phoenix dactylifera (date palm)
Lineage: Eukaryota; Viridiplantae; Streptophyta; Magnoliopsida; Arecales; Arecaceae
Source: RefSeq, a predicted model, not a curated record